AUGUCUGGAAGAGGCAAAGGUGGAAAAGGACUCGGAAAAGGAGGCGCUAAGCGUCAUCGUAAGGUUCUCCGUGAUAACAUCCAGGGUAUCACCAAACCCGCCAUCCGUCGUCUCGCUCGGCGUGGUGGUGUCAAGCGUAUUUCCGGUCUGAUCUACGAGGAGACCCGCGGUGUGUUGAAGGUGUUUCUGGAAAAUGUUAUCCGUGACGCCGUCACCUACACCGAGCACGCCAAGAGAAAGACCGUCACCGCUAUGGAUGUCGUGUACGCGCUGAAGAGACAAGGACGCACACUUUUGGAGGUUAAACGAUUAAAAGAAAAACAAAACCCAACGGCUCUUUUAAGAGCCACCCAAACUUUCAGCUAA
Messenger RNA from Paramisgurnus dabryanus, 366 nucleotides. RefSeq names its product histone H4-like. Gene Ontology annotation, molecular function: structural constituent of chromatin; protein heterodimerization activity; DNA binding. The record is from RefSeq and is a predicted model, not a curated record. Gene Ontology annotation, cellular component: nucleosome. NCBI's taxonomy places the organism in Eukaryota, Metazoa, Chordata, Actinopteri, Cypriniformes, Cobitidae.